GAUUAGUCCGCAUAUAUGAACUUACUGCGCUACCAAAUAAUUUUACUGGUGCAGUUUUUGUUAAUAUUAUAUGAUUUGUUUGCCAAUGCAUCCUCUGAAUUAUUUAGUCACAUUAAUGUUAAUCUUUCGGUUAUAUAUGUUGUUCAGGAUCUAUGUAUACUUUUCUGUAGUUUGAUUUUUUGCCUACUUCUGUCUAGCACGUUUGUUUUUCAAGCGGGUUAUAUAAAUCUUCUCUUGUCACAAUUCAAAGAUGCUAUACUCGUUACAUUGUGCUAUCUGAUUUUGAGUAUCUCAUUACAUUGCUGGGGAGCGAUAUCGAGAUGGAACGAUCCUGUUAAGAUGCCAUCUUCAGUCGGAUACCAAAUACUUUUUGCUUUUCAGAGGACAUGGUCAGUAUUAUACUACUUUUUUUACAAGAGAACAAUUUAUCGACUAGGAGAUUCUAGAUAUUAUGAAAACUGUGAAUGGAUAAAGAAACAAAUCGAAAGUAAUUCUUGAAGAUAAAAAAGAUCAUUAUUUAUAUUUGAAAAACUGCAUACUUCUGACUAUCUUUGUGUAGCAAACAACAUCUUAAAUAAAUG
Molecule: messenger RNA, 581 nt
Organism: Schistosoma intercalatum
Lineage: Eukaryota; Metazoa; Platyhelminthes; Trematoda; Strigeidida; Schistosomatidae
Source: the annotation of a GenBank genome assembly